AAAAGAAAAAAAAAAAAAAACUAUAAAUUUCAACUUAAUAAAAAAAAAAAACUAGAAAAAUGAAAAUCGUAGCUGUUAUCUGCUUCUUAUUGUUAACCAUUGCUUAUUCAUCUGCUCAUGGAUUCUAUGGUUGUGGUGGUGUCUCUUGUCCAUGGGGUAGCAUCUCUUUAACCAAGUUUGGUGUCUGUGGUUGUAUUGAAAUUUAUAAAUGCCGUGAUGUUUCACUCACCACUAGAGUCAUUGGAACCUGGGAACAUGAUGGUUGCUCUUACACUCAAUACGAUGUAACCAUCACCAACAAUAUGGACGCUAAUAUUCAAAACAUUUUUAUCGGUACUGAUGAAACCUUAAAAUUACGUAGCUACGACUCAUUAUGGAACGCUAAAAGAUGUAGCCCAGAUGAAUUAAGCUUACCAGACUACCAACCAUCAAUCAAUGCUCAUGCAUCAUACACCUUUGGUUUCAUUCUUAGAGGUACUGUUCCAGCCAAUCUCGCUAUCUUAAGUGUUGUAUAUUAAAUACAACUGCUUUAGACUAAAUGUAGUCUCUAUUUCUUUUAAUAAUGUAAAAAAGAAUGUGUAACAAAAAAAAUGUAAAAAAAAUAAAAAAAAUUUUAAUAGAAUUAGUUUAACCUUUA
Messenger RNA from Dictyostelium purpureum, 637 nucleotides. RefSeq lists its product as uncharacterized. NCBI's taxonomy places the organism in Eukaryota, Evosea, Eumycetozoa, Dictyosteliales, Dictyosteliaceae. The transcript has 3 exons. Gene Ontology annotation, cellular component: extracellular matrix. Gene Ontology annotation, biological process: extracellular matrix organization. The record is from RefSeq and is a predicted model, not a curated record. The coding region runs from base 60 to 518 and encodes 152 amino acids. Gene Ontology annotation, molecular function: polysaccharide binding; hydrolase activity, hydrolyzing O-glycosyl compounds; extracellular matrix structural constituent.